Molecule: messenger RNA, 225 nt
Organism: Dichotomopilus funicola
Lineage: Eukaryota; Fungi; Ascomycota; Sordariomycetes; Sordariales; Chaetomiaceae
Exons: 1
Coding region: 1-225 (74 amino acids)
Source: RefSeq, a predicted model, not a curated record
AUGCGAUACCUGAUGCGCAAGCGUCUCAAGAACCCGGCCCCGCUCGAAAUUCCCGAGCGCAGACAGGUCGGCGAUGUUGAGGCUAUUUUUAAGGCGCGGCAUCAGAAUGAUGGCGCGGAUCAUAACGAUGAUGGUGGUAGUAGUGGCUGCCGCACCGAUGGUGGUGUUGAGGGGAAGAAGAAACGCCAUUUUCCUCCGGCACGGGGAAGCGACAGUGAGCUUUAG